Molecule: messenger RNA, 5628 nt
Organism: Mizuhopecten yessoensis (Yesso scallop)
Lineage: Eukaryota; Metazoa; Mollusca; Bivalvia; Pectinida; Pectinidae
Product: sentrin-specific protease 1-like
Exons: 18
Coding region: 61-2073 (670 amino acids)
Biological process (GO): protein desumoylation
Cellular component (GO): nucleus
Molecular function (GO): deSUMOylase activity
Source: RefSeq, a predicted model, not a curated record
UGGUUAUUUCCGUGGCGCAAUCAAAUUUUAGCAGGGAAAAUCUCACUGAGAGAGCGUGCAAUGCUUAGCUCUUUGACAACAAGGGUUCGCACCUUUUUGUUCAAAGACGAAGGGACAAUAGCACAUGAACAAAGUUCAAGAAAGAGAAAACGGGUAGACGAAUGUUCAGAAAAUGGAGAGGACGAUGAAGAUGUUGUCAUUGUUUCAGUUAAAAGACCAAAAGUAGAAACCAAAUCUCUGUUCUCCAGAGUACUAUCCAGUCCCUAUAAAAAGAUGUCGGACUGGGUGAGGAAUAAGACGAAAUGGAAUGACAGCUUCUUCUCAAGACCUAAAUUGAAAAACGACAGCAGAAGCACUCCUAACUUUGAACAAACCCCAAGGAAUGGUCGUCUAAAUGGAGGGCAAAAUCCCCAUGUUCUUCGCCAAGAAAAGUUUCAGGCCAAUCGUGCAGUUAGCAAGUCAAGUGAGGAAGCAGAAUUGCGUAAAAAAGACACUGAAUCUCUCCAGGAUCGACGAUGGCAGCAACCAAGACAACAGCAGAAAGCAGAGUCUCAAUCAAGGAUUGAGCGUGUGACCUCAGUACCAACACAGACGGAAGAUGUUAUCAUGUUGAAUGGAAAUGGUGGACAUAAUGAACGUGGACAGAAUCAGGUCAUCAGACAGAAAAGGACAUCCUCUUUAAACUUCACGGCCCAUAAUUGUGUUGAUUAUGAAGAAAAAGAACAGUAUCGACAGCUACUGCAGCAGUUCACCACUGCUCCGGUCACUCCUGGGGCAACGCCAAAACACAAACAUUCUCGACCAAAGUCACCCAGUACCAUGUCACACAGGUCUGUUGACAAUUUGUCAUUUGGGAGUCUAUCUCAGAGUUUGUCAUCGAAGAACUGGACUACUAACAACAGAUCACGACACUCCACACCAAGUCGUCCAUUUACAGAAAUGAAUGGCACAUCCUUCCUGAAAAGACACACCCCAGUCGUGGAUAUGCUGAAGAAAUCGGCAGUGGCACGUGCGCCAAUGUAUCCGCAGGUCCACACAGACACAGACUCGUACAGAACGAAGAGCAAAUCAACUGAGAAUUUAUCGAAGUCAAAAUCAUCAGAAUGGUCAACAAGUGCUGCUUUUAAAGACUCUCAAUACAUUACCGAUGAAUGGGCGGAUGAUAUUCUCACAAAAUAUUCUGUGGAGGCUAGAGAAAGAAAUAGGAAAAUUGCAGAACAAGAAGUGAAAUCCAAAGUGUAUGAAGAAAGGAGAAAAGCACGAGAAGAGCACUUGGAGAAAGAGAUCCAGAUUCGUAUGAAAGUACUAUCAACAGAACCAGCCUUUGCAGAAGAACCAACUAUUGAAGAGAUUGAACAAGAGGAGGAGGAGGUAGAAGAAGAUGAAAAAGAAGAAGUAUUCCCAGAAUUGACAGAUGAAAUGGAUAGGAUCAUUUCCAAUGCUCUGCGGCCGCACCCUGAGCAUGAAGUUCUAGUCGAAGCCUUUCGUCUUCAGAUUACCCGCAAAGAUAUGGCUACACUCUCUGGUCUUAAUUGGCUGAACGAUGAGAUCAUCAACUUUUACAUGAACCUCCUAAUGGAGCGAGGGAAGGGUGAAGGAAAAGCCAAGGUGUACACUUGCAACACUUUUUUCUACCCCAAAAUAGUCAGUGGUGGCCACUCAGCGGUCAGACGCUGGACAAAGAGGGUUGAUAUUUUCGCCCAAGACUACAUAAUCAUCCCUGUCCAUCUCGGCAUGCAUUGGUGUUUAGCGGUGGUUGAUUUCAAAAAGAAACUAGUGCAAUACUUUGAUUCCAUGGGUGGAGAGAACCAACAGUGUCUCAAUGCAAUAAAAAAGUACCUGUGUGAUGAAAGCAAGGACAAAAAGAAACAAGAGUUUAAUCUCACAGGCUGGUCCACCGAGAUAGUCAAAGAUAUACCUCAACAGAUGAACGGCAGCGACUGUGGGAUGUUUGCUUGUAAAUAUGCAGAGUACAUCACCCGAGGAGCAGAAAUCACGUUCACACAGGAACACAUGCCAUACUUCAGACGGAGGAUGGUGUACGAAGUCCUACAGGCGAAACUGUUACAGUAAUACAUGGGAGUGCAAGAGACUUGAGGACAAUUGGUGCUGUGUGUUUUUUUGUUGUGAGGAUGAGUGGAAGGAGAAAAUGCAGGGUUACAGAUUCAAUGACACGAGACACAAUUAUCAGGAUGUGAAUCAAUAGGACUGACCAUUUUUCCAUGUGAACGUUAAGGAUGAAUGUGGUUGUUACAAGUUAAAUUUUACUGUGCUAUGUACUAUAAUACAAUGCAAUGUAGAUAUUAUUAUUUGUUUUCUCCACAGGCAAUCUAUUACUCUAUCAAAUAAGUUCAGAUGUGUUUCUUUUUAUUUUAAAGAUAAUUGAAAAAAUGUAAAAGAAAAAUAGGAUUGGCAAAUUGAAUAUAAAGAUGAAUGUUGAAAAAAUUUAAGUCAGGUCAUUGUUCAUUUAGGAUUGUGUUGUUGAUGAGUAAAUUUAAAUUUAUUAAACUAAUAACCACAAAUGAAAUAGCAUGUUACAGAAUGGUUCUUCUGAAAAAGUGAAAAACGGUUUACAAGUUUGAAAUUUGUGAGAAAUUUUGUUAUCAUUUCCGCAGUAUAUAUUUUUUUUCAUGACAUUAGGUUCGAUUUAAGGGGAGACAAAUCUAGAUCACUAAUUAGUGGACACAUCAAUACAAUUCUUACAUGUUUGCAUUAAUGUUCAUGCAUGUAAGAGUCUUUACAUUCAAAUUUUCCAUAAGAAAUGAUGAUCGACUUCUGAGCAAAGAAACCAUGAAAUAAGAAUGUGAUAUCACCUGCCAUAAAUUUCUAUUGUUUGAUAGCAAAUUUUGCUCUCAUAUUAAAAUGAGAAUAACAUUUUAUGCAAUUUUGAUAUUAAGCAAUUUCCUAAUCUUUAUUUGAUCAUAUAAAAUUAAAUCAAAAAUUUAAGCACGUAUUUGAAAACAAUACAUGCUUAAAUAUUUGAUUUUAAAUUUCUAAAAGUGUAUCUUUGAAAACCAUGUGUGACAUAAUUUUGAAUUCUAUAAAAUAUAAAUGGUGUAUAAUAUUGUGUCUGGGAUCAUUUUCAUAGAUCAGUGGUUAUUAAACUGUCUGACAGAUUUGCAAGGUAAAUUUUGUUUGUGAAACUAAUGAAUUUGCAAAUAUAAAUAGAUAAAAUUUGAUAUUUGCUAUUAUAUCGGUACAUGUACUAUGUAAUGCAUAAUUGUUCUCGGUUAAAAGUGCUCACGAGUCGAUAUAAGAUUUUGCAGUUCCAAAUGUUCUUUAUAGUGCGAGUCCCACCAAUUGUUAAAACCAAAAUGAUUUAAGCUAAGUUUUCAGUACUAAAGAGAAAGAAAUGAAUUAAAUUUCAAACUAGAAUAGUGCUACCCUAAUUAGACAAUCUAUUCAUACUACCAUGUUAUGGUAACCUGAAGUAAUUACCAUAUUCAUUUCACAAGGCUUGUUCUUAAUAUAUGGUUUGUCUACUUUUAAAUGUAAUAUUUCAGGGAUAACUUUUGGGGAACCUGCAAAUAGUAAUGUAGGCCUUUGAAAGUCAUUAUGCAGGCUUGCCAAUAAGCCAGAUCAGAUCAUGAGAUCUUGCUCUAUUUCCUAAAUUAAUGACUCUGGUUUAACGAGUCAAACCAUUUGAAUGUGAUGAACGAAAGCAGCCUUUAUUUUGGUUUGGUUGACUCAUGUUUUUGGAAAGCAAAUUGACCGUUGUCCCUGAUAAUAGUUUUGUACAGAAAUAUUUACCAUACUAAUGGUACAGUUCUUCUUGUGACAAUUUAUAUCAAAUCGGUUUGGAUUUAACAAUUGAUCAUUAUUGUUAUGUAUUUAAAGUAAAGUAUCAACAACAUCUUCCAAGAUGUGCGCUGAAUAAAAAAAAUUGUAUUCAAAAGUUUCAGUUUGUUACAUCAUGGUACAGUUGUGUAAACAAAUUUCCUCCAUUCAGCACAUGAGGAAGUUUGAUGUUUCCAACAAAUAUUGUCCUAAUGAUUGAAAAGGAGUGCUUUAAUAGAAGUAGAAUGGUCGAUCAAUAUGUAACAAACCAUUUUCUAAAAAGUUAAAAACGGAAAAUCAGAAGAAUAUACAUAAGUCUGGUUUUGAUUUUAAAACCAAUUCGGAAUUAAAUCUUCAUGUUUACUGUACAGUGUAUAGGAGUUUUGGACUCUCCAUAGUCUUUUUAAAAAAUGGAAAGACAAAAUUUGGAAUAAAUAUUUUAAGACUGUUAGUGCAUUUAAGAUAUUUUUCCAUAAGUUCUUCAAGUGUGACCUGUAUAGAAACAGCAGGGCAGCUGUGCUGUGCUUGUUUUUGUGGUCACAAAAGUCUAAAUGCGUGGUAAAUUCAAGCAUUGGUCACUUUAUUGAGUUUGGCUAUUUCAAAGCAUGACAAUGUCAGUGAGUUGCCUAUUUCAACAUAUUAUUUCAUGGCUUGAAACACUAUACUGGUAACUAUUUUCAUAACGAUUUGUUAGAAAAGAAAAAUUGAAUGUCCGUUUUAUUGUAACGAAAGCAUUAUGAGAAAAUGUGUUUGUGUGAUGUUUGGAAGAAUAUGUGAUUGUUGAGAGAAAAUUUGGUUGCACGUUUGUUCAUAAGAAUUUGAUAUUUACAGUGCUCUGGUCACAAAUUACUAGACUGCAGUAAAAUACGGCUUGUACAAGUUUUGACGUGCAAAAGCACUAUAUGAAUUUCAGACUAGUGGUUCCUGUUGUAUCAAGUUUCAUUGGCGACUAGUAAAACACAUGAAACCUCCAAUGAGUGCAUGAAACGCAACUUGAACUGCUUCGCUCAAUUUAUCUUUCCCUUUUUAUGUAUCAAGAUUAAUCCAAAAAGCAUUCCUUUGAUUCAGACAAACCUGUCAUGAUCAUUACAUGCACCCUAUAGUAACUAGGAGAUCAUUUGACCAAAGGAUGUAGAUUUUGAUUUCGUGUCAGUUUGUACUUGAAUGAGGGAGUUUCGAAGGAGAUUGGUAAAUUUUGGUCAAAAUGAGGGAGUCUCCCUCCUAAUGAGGGAGGAUUGACAGCUACGAAAACAUAGCCAAAAUUUCUGACCAUAGUGAUACAAUCAGUUUUAUGACAAAACCAAAAUUUCUGACUAUAGUGAUACAAUCAGUUUUUCUCCCACAUUGGUAAAAUUUGAAAUCGCCCAGUGUCAAUUUGGCCUUUCACAUUUGAUGGCUAUGUUUAUUACUAAUGUUCGCUCUAAUGAUUAAUCAACCUCAUUACGAAGGGUGAAAAAGGCAAAAGUGAAACGGCUACAACAAAUUCCCGGUAUACAAUAUCCUUGCAAUACAUUUGUCAAUCUGAAAUGUCAGAUAAUCACAGAUGUGUAUUUAUUACUUAUUAAUGCAUGGUGAUCAUUUUAAAUGCCAAAACAUCUGUACUUUAAUUUUGAUUAUUGUAAUGCUUCAGUAUUUUACUUCAAGUUUCAGUAAGCCAAUGAAACUCGAUACAACUGUCUUGGAUUUUUUCAACAGUCUCUAGGAAUUCAAUACCUGACAAUGGUCAAAUGACCUGUUGUAUAUAUGAUAUGCAGAGAAAAGGAAUUGGCAGGGUUGUUGUCUUUUUGUUAAGAUUAUGUACAAGCAUGUUCAGAAAUAAAUUAAGAUUUUGUCUUCAAAACUGUGUUUAUA